Molecule: messenger RNA, 3222 nt
Organism: Volvox carteri f. nagariensis
Lineage: Eukaryota; Viridiplantae; Chlorophyta; Chlorophyceae; Chlamydomonadales; Volvocaceae
Exons: 12
Coding region: 1-3222 (1073 amino acids)
Source: RefSeq, a predicted model, not a curated record
AUGGCCAAGAAGAAGAAACUACCCACAUCUUUCCCACCACACACACACCUAAUAAUCAGCUAUAUGGACUUCAUGGUCCAUCGUGUCUGCCGUACAAAGGCAGACGUGGAGUUCCAGAACUCCAUAAAAACAGUUGAGUACCUGAGGCAGGUCGACACAAGGUCCCUGCCGAAUCCGGAGGAGAAGGUUGCACACCUCAUCANGGUGCAUGAGUGGCUCAAGGUGGUGAGGCAACAAGUGCGGAGGAACUACCCAAGAGCUGCCAAGGCGGCACCACCACCUACACUGGUGGUAACAAGUGAUGAGGAGACAGGGGAUGCAGAGGAGGAGGACAAGGGUUCGGAGGUGGUGGUGAACCACCAGCGGCAGCAGUCCAAAAUGUGUGCCAUUGCUGGUGGUGGUGGUGGUGCUGCCACCAAGACAGCAGCCACCAAGAAGAAGCCAGCAGCUGCAGCACCACCAACAACCGCUUCCCCGCCUGAUGAUGAUGGUCUGCCUAGCAAAAGUGAGGUACUAUCUUUUGUGCGUGCGCUGUGGGAUAAGGCACAGGCGAUGCUGGAGAAAGACCUUGCUGCUGCUGGGCCUGAUGGGCCCGUCACUUACAGCACCGCUGUCCUGCUCAUGCAUGCGCUGCUGGCGGAGAUGAUAUCUGGUGUCUACAUUCCGCCUGUCCGCUUGUCCGUGUUGAGCACCUUGAUGGUGCCAGGCAUGCAGACCUGCAAGCAGCAAGACUGCUUCCAGAUGGACUGCCGCGGCAACAACCUGGUCGAGCACAUCCGGACUUACACAGAGUAUGCCCGGCCAGCGCUCCUCAACAUGAAUCCCAGCAUUGACGAUGCCAGCAAGGAGCCUCCCUUCCUGUUCCUUGACAGGAAGGGCAGGCCGGUUGCAGGUGUCGACGCCCCAUUCACGGACGAAUGGAAGCUUAUUCAAAGGAAGUAUGGUGCACCCUGGCCGACAGUAUUCUGCCCCAUGAAGUUUAGGCACCUCCAUGCCACUGUGAGGUUCAAAGACCUGGUGGACAAUGUGGCAGACCAGGAGGAAGCCCUCGCAGGGGAUGCACUCAUCAUGGGAAAUUCUGUUGCUGUCUGGCGCCGCCACUACAUAAAGGGUCGUGACAGCAUCGUGGCACAGAAGGCUGUUGGGCAGCUCGGGCGCUGGCGGGCCAUGGAGAGGCAGAAACAACACGCUGCCACCAAGACAGCAGCCACCAAGAAGAAGCCAGCAGCUGCAGCACCACCAACAACCGCUUCCCCGCCUGAUGAUGAUGGUCUGCCUAGCAAAAGCGAGGUACUAUCUUUUGUGCGUGCGCUGUGGGAUAAGGCACAGGCGAUGCUGGAGAAAGACCUUGCUGCUGCUGGGCCUGAUGGGCCCGUCACUUACAGCACCGCUGUCCUGCUCAUGCAUGCGCUGCUGGCGGAGAUGAUAUCUGGUGUCUACAUUCCGCCUGUCCGCUUGUCCGUGUUGAGCACCUUGAUGGUGCCAGGCAUGCAGACCUGCAAGCAGCAAGACUGCUUCCAGAUGGACUGCCGCGGCAACAACCUGGUCGAGCACAUCCGGACUUACACAGAGUAUGCCCGGCCAGCGCUCCUCAACAUGAAUCCCAGCAUUGACGAUGCCAGCAAGGAGCCUCCCUUCCUGUUCCUUGACAGGAAGGGCAGGCCGGUUGCAGGUGUCGACGCCCCAUUCACGGACGAAUGGAAGCUUAUUCAAAGGAAGUAUGGUGCACCCUGGCCGACAGUAUUCUGCCCCAUGAAGUUUAGGCACCUCCAUGCCACUGUGAGGUUCAAAGACCUGGUGGACAAUGUGGCAGACCAGGAGGAGGAAGCCCUCGCAGGGGAUGCACUCGUCAUGGGAAAUUCUGUUGCUGUCUGGCGCCGCCACUACAUAAAGGGUCGUGACAGCAUCGUGGCACAGAAGGCUGUUGGGCAGCUCGGGCGCUGGCGGGCCAUGGAGAGGCAGAAACAACACGGUGGCGGUGGUGCUGCUGACACUGGAGGGGCAGCGGCAGGCAGGCAGCAGGGUCAAUGGAUGCAGCACCAGCACCAGCAGGACCGCGACACCCAGGAGGAUGAGGAGGCUGAGGAGGCUGAGGAGGCUGAGGAGGCUGAGGAGGAGGCGGAGGCGGCUGAGGCGGCUGAGGAGGCUGAGGAGGCUGAGGAGGAGGCGGAGGCGGCUGAGGAGGCUGAGGAGGCGGAGGAGGCUGAGGAGGCUGAGGAAGCGGAGGAGGCUGAGGAGGCUGAGGAGGCUGAGGAAGCGGAGGAGGCUGAGGAGGCUGAGGAGGCUGAGGAGGCUGAGGAACCGGAGGAGGCUGAGGAGGCUGAGGAGGCUGAGGAGGCGGAGGAGGCAGAGGAGGCGGCGGAGGCGAUGCUGGAGAAAGACCUUGCUGCUGCUGGGCCUGAUGGGCCCGUCACUUACAGCACCGCUGUCCUGCUCAUGCAUGCGCUGCUGGCGGAGAUGAUAUCUGGUGUCUACAUUCCGCCUGUCCGCUUGUCCGUGUUGAGCACCUUGAUGGUGCCAGGCAUGCAGACCUGCAAGCAGCAAGACUGCUUCCAGAUGGACUGCCGCGGCAACAACCUGGUCGAGCACAUCCGGACUUACACAGAGUAUGCCCGGCCAGCGCUCCUCAACAUGAAUCCCAGCAUUGACGAUGCCAGCAAGGAGCCUCCCUUCCUGUUCCUUGACAGGAAGGGCAGGCCGGUUGCAGGUGUCGACGCCCCAUUCACGGACGAAUGGAAGCUUAUUCAAAGGAAGUAUGGUGCACCCUGGCCGACAGUAUUCUGCCCCAUGAAGUUUAGGCACCUCCAUGCCACUGUGAGGUUCAAAGACCUGGUGGACAAUGUGGCAGACCAGGAGGAGGAAGCCCUCGCAGGGGAUGCACUCGUCAUGGGAAAUUCUGUUGCUGUCUGGCGCCGCCACUACAUAAAGGGUCGUGACAGCAUCGUGGCACAGAAGGCUGUUGGGCAGCUCGGGCGCUGGCGGGCCAUGGAGAGGCAGAAACAACACGGGGGAAUUCAAGCAUCAUUGUCCAAGAAACAGAAGUGCAGCAUGGGCCAGCACCUAGUACGGACCUGCGGGGGUGAUGAUCAUGGUGACCCCAGCAGCAACGAGGAGGAGACAGGGCUUCAGCAGCAGAAGCAGAAGCAGAAGCAGAAGCAGAAGCAGCAACAGCAACAGCAGCAACAGCAGCUGUGCAAGCAAAAGCAGAAUGAUAAAAGAUAG